GGGCAGGGCAGGGCCACUGCACCGUGAGGCCCUUCGGUACUUAAUACGUAGGUAGAUACAGUGUAAAAUGCAGAUGCACGGCCACAUUGCCCCGACCCAAUGCCCGGGAAGCAGAAAGUGCCGAUACCACACAGUGCGUCAUGAUUCCCCUGCAGAUUAAGCUACACAGGGUGGGGCCUGGGCCUCCUCCCAGCUUGAUUCAGUGGGACAGAUGCAGCGAGCCGCACAGUGUUUACUACCGUCUGGCCUGCCUCUCACCUAAGGACAACCAGAGAGCACUGCAGCCUGCCACCAAUAUCCGUCUGGUGUGCCCUGCCGUUUCCAAUGCAAGUGGAUGCUCAGGGGUCAGCACUCAACAACAAGGCAUUUACACAAACAUCUCAUCGCGACGCCGCGUCUUGCGGUCCAAGUCACGUCGACGACCAUCUUGUCUCGCCGACGUCUUUUUCGACCACACACCACACCUUACAGUCAACAGCCGCUUCCCCAUCACCGAAACCUUGGGCGUCCGUCGGACAUCACAAGACCUGCGCUGUCGGUGUCACUUGUCGGCGUGUCAGUCAGUCUGCUAGACAGCCAAGGAAGUGCACCAUCUGUGCAGGUUGCGCGCUGUCCACCCCCCUCCCCCCCGGAAUAUCAACUGCGUCCGACACACAGUGACACCUCCUUUGAAACAGCUAGAGACAAUCUAGCGCCCGAACACGGCUUGUUUUCUCUGACAGGGGUGAGAUCAGACGCACGACGCUAUUGGACAUCUUGGUUGCUUCGACGGGCCGUGUGCUUUGGGAAGACUUGGAGGAUUCUCUAUUGCCGUUGCUUAAACUGUUUCGUUUCUUCCAGGGGAUCCUCUAAAGGUCGCGUGUGCCUCCUGGUCCGGAUUGCAACCGUGUCGCGCUACAUAAAAAAACAUUAGCCAACCAUCAAUGUCUGACCUUGGGAACCGGCACUUGACGCACUAUGGACGGAGCACCUCGACCUAUCGGCGAUAGGUAUGCCCUAAGCCUGGAACAGAGCUUGCAAGAACU
Messenger RNA from Colletotrichum navitas, 1025 nucleotides. RefSeq lists its product as uncharacterized. The transcript has a single exon. The record is from RefSeq and is a predicted model, not a curated record. NCBI's taxonomy places the organism in Eukaryota, Fungi, Ascomycota, Sordariomycetes, Glomerellales, Glomerellaceae. Bases 335 to 913 code for a protein of 192 amino acids.